AUGGGAUCUCCUAGAGCGUUUUUCAAACUUCGAUCGCAUGCUGCGAGUCAUGGCUUUUGUGCAGCGGUUCAUCAACCGCUGCAGACGCAUUCCUACGCCUUCUUCUACAGACAGGAAUACAACAUCCUGCAAUCCAAAGGACAGCUUCCCUCGUCCAGUUUUAUCCUCAACCUUAAUCCGUUCCUGGAUGCUGACGGCAUCAUGAGGUCAUGCGGUCGUUUGACUGCAUCUGACUCGUUAUCCUACGACGAACGUCAUCCUUUUGGCCUUAUGGUUCGUCUCAUCCGGACGAGAUACUGGAUUCCGAAGCUGCGGAACCUGAUCAAACGUGUGACCACGACCUGCAAGGCGUGUGUCAUUCACCGGAAGAAGGUGCAGUCCCAGCUAAUGGGUAAACUACCUCAGUCCAGAGCGACCUAUUCGCGACCCUUUACACACACAGGACUCGACUUCGCGGGACCGUUUGAUGUCAAAAGCUAUUCAGGUCGUGCCUGUCGAAUCACGAAGGGCUAUGUCUGCGUCUUCGUGUGCUUCAGUACGAAGGCCAUCCAUUUGGAAGCCACUUCGGACUUGACCACGGAGAAAUUCCUCGGAGCCUUCUCAAGGUUCGCGGCCAGAAGAGGGUGCCCCCUCCAUCUUUACUCGGACAACGGAAAGACUUUUGUGGGCGCGGAGAAGGCCCUCACAGAAGAUUUCAUCGCUGCGGUUAAGGAAAAGGUUACCUCGUCAUUUAGUCAUCCUGGCAUUUCAACCCUCCAGGCGCCCCCCAUAUGGGAGGCCUUCGUUCUUUUUCUCUCUGCUUCUCUCGUCUCUUUGCGCCAGCCAUGCCGUCCCAUCGCACCCAAAGUCGCCAGCUCAUCGACAGAUGUUCUCGAGGAACUCGAUCGUUCCGAUGCCGAGUCUGUCAGGGGAUUCAUCCGCUUCGGACGUGUUCGCGGUUUCUCCGGCUAG
This is a messenger RNA of Drosophila teissieri, 951 nucleotides long. RefSeq lists its product as uncharacterized. Gene Ontology annotation, molecular function: nucleic acid binding. The coding region runs from base 1 to 951 and encodes 316 amino acids. The record is from RefSeq and is a predicted model, not a curated record. The transcript is spliced from 4 exons. Lineage: Eukaryota; Metazoa; Arthropoda; Insecta; Diptera; Drosophilidae.